This is a messenger RNA of Petromyzon marinus (sea lamprey), 3412 nucleotides long. It is a transcript of the gene MAD1L1, whose product is annotated as mitotic arrest deficient 1 like 1. The record is from RefSeq and is a predicted model, not a curated record. NCBI's taxonomy places the organism in Eukaryota, Metazoa, Chordata, Hyperoartia, Petromyzontiformes, Petromyzontidae. Gene Ontology annotation, biological process: mitotic spindle assembly checkpoint signaling; attachment of mitotic spindle microtubules to kinetochore. Gene Ontology annotation, cellular component: nuclear envelope; kinetochore; mitotic spindle.
GCGGGAGGGGGGGCGAUGAGGAGCUCCCAGCAGACACCGCGGCGCGCUACUUUGGGCGCGCAAGGCCAACGCUGUAGUCGCGAACAGCGAACGUCGAGCAACAACAACAGCAGCAGGAGCAACAGCAGCAGGAGCAGCAGCAGCUGUUGCUGUUUGUCGUCGUCUGUCGUUGUGUCGCCGUAACAACAACACCAACAACAACAACAAAACAGAUUUUAAGCCGUUAAUGAGUGGCGGGUCGGGCGUCCUCGUCCCAAGUUGCGCCAAGCCACUGAAAGCGUUCGCGUCGAAGCGAGCCCGGUUGAUUGAAGGCCGCGACGCGGCUUUAGUCUACGGGGCGACGUGGACGCGGCGCCUUCCCCAGGACUCUUUCGUUCCGCGCAGACACCGCCAUGGAGGACUCGGCGGACAACACGACGGUGAUCAAAGUCCUGAACUCCUUCCACAGCUACCUGUCCCAAGUGGAUUUGAGCGGACACGACAACAGCACCACCAUCCUGUCCAAUUCCAGCAAUGCCCUGCAGAGCCAGUACCUCCGCAGCCUGCAGGUGGAGGAGCAGGUGGACCAGAGCCACUUGAAGUCCAAGCUCUACCACCUGGAGUGUGAGAACCAGAAGUUGGCUCUGUCGGCCAAGCGAGCACGCAUUGAGACGGAGCUGGAGCUGAAUACCAGCACUUGCAACUACGAGCGCGAGUUGAGCAAGAACCGGGAGCUGGCACUGCAGUUGAAGCAUGCACAGGAGCGCGAGGCGGAACUGCUGGCCCAGUUGGAGGCGGUCGCCGCCACCUCUCAUCGCCACUGCGACGCCGAGAUCCAGCGUCUCACCAAAGAUAGGGAGCAACUGCUGCAGACGCAGGAGAAGCUGAACGUUGCCGAGUCGAAGGUGCUGGAUCUGCAGAGGGCGCUUAUGAACAAGGACAUGAAGAUGACAAUCUUGUCCUCGGACCACGACGAGGCCCAGAGUCGUCUGGACGAGCAAGAGCGACUGUGCCAGGAGGCGAAGGAGAAAGUUCGUGAGCUGGAAGGGGUGCAGGCCCAGUGCGUGGAGCUGGAGCUCAAGAACAAGUCCCUGGAGCAGCAGCUGCACAAGAUGGAGGAGGACACGGUGGUGGUGCGGAGCAUGCGCUCUCAGCUGGCGCGACUGUUGGACGCUGAGAAGCAGAACAAGGCCCUGCAGGAAGAAAUCCGCUACCAUCGAGAGACACAGGAGAAGACGGCGCUGCUGAAGGAGGAGGUGCUUAGCCUGCGCUCCAAGACGGAGCGCUUCCAGCAGCUGCAGGAGCAGCACGCCCACCUGCUCGUGGAGAACGAGGAUUUACAGAAUAAGCUGAAAACCUGGGAGUCGCUGGAUCAGGUCACCGGCAUGAAGGCAAAGAAUCCGACCGAUCUGAACAGGCAGCUGAGCUUGCUGCAGCACGAGCAGUUGCUGCAGGCGCAGAAGAACUGCAGCAUGGGUGCCACCGUGCGUGACGCGGUGCGCAACCGCCACCGGCUGGAGGAGGAGAAGAUCCGCCUGACGGCGCAGCUGCACGAGGCGAUGGAGCGCAAGCAGCAGGCAGAUAACCAUGCACAGAACCUGCAGCGACGAUGCAUGCUGCUUACUCGGGAGCGGGAUGGGAUGAGGGGCAUCCUGGACUCGUACGAUGAGGUCACCACCACCACGGGCUUCACCACCCAGCUGAGCCAGCGCGUGCGCGAGGCGGAGGCGACAGCGCAGCGCCUCAACGCCCAUACCCUGGAGCUCGAGAAGCAGCUGGGAACAACGAAGAUGGAGACCUUUAACUACAAGCUGAAAGCUCAGAAGCUGGAGGCAGACUUGGCUCUGGAGCACAGUCGGGUGUCGGCGGCCGCCAGGGAUUUCUCGCGGGACGAGGCCGACCAGCUGUGCAAGAAGAUCGAAGACCUCCAGGAGAAGCUGAACACUGUGACGGAGGAAAAAGGCGUGCUGGAGAUGAGGCUGGAGAUGCGGAGCCUCCAGGGAGAUUACGACCCGAGGCACACGCGCGUGCUCCAGAUGAAGAUGAACCCGCUCGCAGCGGCCCAGGAGGAGCACAAAACCGAGCUGCUGCGGCUGCAGGACGAGUGCGACCGCCUGCGCGAGCGCGUGCGCCAGCUGGAGCAGGGGGGCGCCGUCGCCACAGCCGCCCCCGCCGAGCAGCCCGGCGACUCGGAGAGCGCCCUGCCCUCUCGCGUCAUCGCUGAUCUCAGGAAGCAGCUUGAGAGUGCAGAACUGAAGAACCAGCGUCUGAAGGAGGUGUUCCAGAUGAAAAUUCAAGAGUUCCGGAAUGCCUACUACUCGCUCACAGGAUACCAGAUGGCCGUCUCCACCGAGGGACAGUACAAGCUCAUGUCCAUGUACGCCGAGAGGGAGAACGACUACCUCCUCUUUAAGAACGCAGGGCAGAUGCAAUUGCUGGAAACGGAGUUUUCGCAAAGUUUGUCAGACCUCAUCAGUCUGCACCUGCACCAGCAGAAGAGCAUCCCGGUGUUCCUGAGCGCUAUCACGCUCGAGCUCUUCAGCCGGCAGACCUGCCCCACCAUGUCCCUUGCCCAACACCUGCCCCAAUAAUGCCCUACAUCUGCCCACACCUGUUUAAACUGCCCCACUCCUGCCCGGAUUAUACCCAAUACCUGCCGCGCGCAUGCCCCAAUUGCUUCAUGGUUUAGCCAUUCCGGUGCAUAUGCUGUCAAUAAAACAUUGCAGCAAAUCACCCUGAGUUGGUGGAAGUUCUCGCUGGCUUUUAAAACGAAGUCUAGGUGGCAGGCAUGAUCCACUUUUUGCUGCUGCUUCUACUGUUUUUAAGUCUUAUUUUAUCCACUAUAUGUCAAGUACUAUUUUUUUCGCAGUACAACGAAGCACCUCUCAUGUACUCUUCCCGUUAUCCGUGUCUCGUAACCGCGCUUCAGAUCUUCCAAAUAUCGGUUCGAUGUAUCUGGCUAUGAUAUGAACCUUUGAGUGGAGUGGGGGGGGGGGAGUAAUCUGAAAGGGCAGUAAAACCACUCGGAGCCAGAUUUGGGGGAGUCGCUCCAGUUAUGGGGGGGGGGGGGGGGGGGGGUGCCCGGCAUACUGCAAAUAAUACAUUAUUACUACUGUACCUUUCAAUUGCAUUUACAGGUCAUUAAUACGAAACAUUUGAAAUUGGAUAAUGGCGAUACAGUGCUGUACUUGCAAUUCAAUGACAGUAUAUUUUAAUACUAUUUACGAUCAAGCAGAAGGCUCAUUGGGUGUCGAAGUACAUACACUUUUCUGGUUGGUUUGAAGAGUUUGUAAUGAAGUGAAAAAGGCAGAGCAAUAGCAGAACGUGGGUGAGAGGCGUUUCAAAGGCACUGGUUGACCAAAUUCCACGGGACAUUUAACAUUUUUUAAAGUUCACAUCCAUGAUAAAUAAACUACUGUACUGUACAAAUAAA